GAGCGCUCGAGUCACGUGACCAACAGCGUUCCACAUUUGAAAUGUUGUGUUGCUUUGCGAGCAGAAAAGAAAUCGUCGCCCAAACAAAAUAACGAGGAUCGCAAAGAUCCUUGACUAAAGUCCACUUGCGUGCCGGACGGGCGGCCGGCCGGCCGGUUUCCAGGAAGACGACGCUAGGGCUUUGCUGAGUUGAGUGGAGCGAGCUUUCGGAAAGCAACAAGUCGUGCAAUUUUCCGUCAAGUCACUCGUGACUUACAAAUCCAAACGAUUAACAUCGGAGCUAGUUGAGGUUAUUGCUAUUUUACCUGCAGCUUGACAGCAGCGGCAGCGCGAUGGAGCGUCGAGCAGGCAGCGAUGCCAUUUAUCUGCUGGACGAGAAGUUCGACUUCGAUGUUUCUCUGUCACCUGACGGCUCCUGGUGUGCAGAAGGCGGGGAUGAUGUCUUUGUGGAGCCAUCCCGCCAUCCGCCCAAUAACUUUGAAUCCCCCUGGAGUCCGCUGUCGGGGGACCAGCUGGACGCCGUGUGCCAGGAAGCCAAGCGAUUGGCCCAACAGCUGCGGCUCCACGGCCAGGAUGGCGAAGACGCACGGGAACACUUCAUUCAGGACGGCGCCGCCAAACUGGAUCUGCUGGCGGCACCUCCCGGCCUGUGCAGCCCCGCCAUACGUCAGACCUUCCUGGUGCAGGACAGUCCUAUGAAAGACCUGCCUCCGGCCAUCCGCCAGCGCUUGAAGCAAGGAAACGCGCCGCCGCCGCCCCCGGCGACGCGUCUUUCAGCUCGGCUCAACGCCUCCGGCCCGACGGGCGUCAAGACCAGGGCGGCGCUGCGCGGGAAAGCCGGCUUGGGUGCCGUGCUGCCCAGCAAGCCGGCCGUCCCCAGGACUUCCUCUUCGGCCGCUGCUCAGAAAGCCCGAGUGCAAGCGCCUGGCAAAGUUGCCUCGAGUCCUCAUCUCUCCGGCCGGCCCAAGUCCCGUGAGGAUAUUGCGACCGAUUCGGCCAGAGUGGCAUCAGACGUCACUGACUUGUCCCUCAAUGGUAGCACGCUGGGGAGGGGGAGGAAGCGCACGCUGGCUGCACCCGCCGCCAAGGUUACGAGGAGGCAGUCCGGUACAAAGGUGACGGCGCCGCUGAAAAGCCGCAACCCCGUCGAAGGCCGCAAAACGUCCUCAUCUUCGUCCUCUGUAUCCAGCUUCAACUCCAGCCUGUCCCUGUCUCCAGCCACAGGGAAGCUGAACUCCUCGCAGGACCGCGCUUUCACCUCCUCCACCGUCCCUGGCGACGCCGGCCGGCCCGCCAAUCAAAACAAACGCCGCUCUGGCCUCGCGACGGCGUCACCGUCGUUAGCGUCCUCUGCUGCCGCGCUACCCGGCCGAGCCAGAAAGCUGUCGGAGAGUGUCAAGGCCGGCGGCGGGGUCACGCCGCAGCGCCAGACUGCGUCUGCUAAAAGAACCUUGGACAAAACCUCAGCUCAAAAUGGACUCAAGGCAAAAAUCACAGCUGCAGCGCCAGGCAAGACGCCCACACAUAGCAGAGAAAUCACACCUCCAGGUUUUUGUUCUCCUGAUGUUUCCAAGGUACUCAAACCAGAGCGACGACCUAUGUCCAUGGCCACUAUGGACAGCCUCCAUCAAAAGGCGUGGAGUGGCUCGGUGACGCCCCCCGCAGGUCCAAGCGGGCCUCUGCAGUUACGCUCCCAGCGUCCCUCCGGUCUCCCCACGCCGCUCAAACGCCGGGGGUCGGCCAUCCCCGGGCCGACACCCGGCAGCCACCGCAGAACCGCCUCAGACCGCCCCCCUCGGACUUGCUUCAGUCCCGCCCCCAGAGACUGGAAUAUGGCGGCGGCGGCGGCGGAGCCUGUAGUCGUGCAGGCCUUCUGUCUGGAGGAGGAGGAGCCUCCGGCGGCGCCCGGCCAAUCGGAGCGCACCGCGAGCGCGGAGCCGGCCACUCGCGGCCAAUCGGAUGAGCUUCAGCCGGAGAGCGCCCAACAAGAGGUUCUUCUGCUGGACCUUCCCACUCCGCUUCUCCCGACUCAUGAGAAAGCGCUCAUCGACCUGCUCAACACCCCAGACUUGGUCCGCAACAGCACCAAGAGCUGUGCCGCAACGCAGCUGAUUGACCUAAGCUCGCCACUCAUCAAGUGGAGCCCGGAAGACAAGAAGGAGAACACUGCCACCCUCAUCAACCUCUCCUUUUGAUAGCUUGAAAACUGGAAUUCUGAUUUUAUUCCUGCUUCUAACCUUAAGAACCUAAAUAAAUAUUGUACAUUGAUCUUA
Syngnathus typhle (broad-nosed pipefish) is the source of this 2273-nucleotide messenger RNA. It is a transcript of the gene gtse1, whose product is annotated as G-2 and S-phase expressed 1. The record is from RefSeq and is a predicted model, not a curated record. Gene Ontology annotation, cellular component: microtubule cytoskeleton; cytoplasmic microtubule. The transcript is spliced from 11 exons. Gene Ontology annotation, molecular function: microtubule binding. Bases 333 to 2195 code for a protein of 620 amino acids. Lineage: Eukaryota; Metazoa; Chordata; Actinopteri; Syngnathiformes; Syngnathidae.